AAGGGGAGUGGAGAAAGUGGAGAAAGGAGGCGCGGAGGCGGGGGAGGAUGGCACGGGCGCCCAGUGCCCACUGCCUUGGAAAGGGAUAGGGAGAGACAGCUGGACCCUGGCAACUUUCAGCCUCGCCCCCUUCUCCUCCCUUCCCAGGCGCCCCCUUGUCUCCCCUUCCCACUGCCUUGGUUGCAAACGGGACCUCCGCUGCGUAAAAAGGGGUUUGUGCUGCGCGCCUUGCCUCCACCCUCUGCCCUGCGCGCUCCCCUUCCCUCGGGGUUGCAGCGGGGAUCCAGUCCAUGCAGCGUCGCUUUCGAGGAAGUCUGCUGAGGGGAGUCUUUUGGAAACAUUUCCCUAGAAGAGAGCAGGACAAAGACAUCGUUCCCCCUGACUUUCUCUCUUGAUGCAACUUGCUUUGGAAUCCAGCGCCUGGGGAGAAGAGAGCGUCUGUGCAAAGGAAACUUCUGAGACAUCUGCUGCUAAUAAACUGGAAGCUGAAACAGAGGGAAGAAGAGAGAGACGACCUGCCCAGCUUCAUGAUGGAUUGUUGCUCAGCAAGUACAGUUGAACUGGUCCUUGCAAAGUUAAUAAUGACAGGCUGAUGGCUUGGGCAUAUCUCAUUGCACAAAUAUAAAUUGUCUUCUGAAGUUGUAACUGGGAGACGUUGAGGAAGGUCCGGUGCAAUUUCAGCUCUUUGCUCUACACACUACUCCAGUACUCCCCUUUUUCCAUGCCCAUGUGAAUGUACACAGAGCUAGCAAGCUUGGUAUAUAAUUGAGGAGCCUUGGGAUAUUCUUGCCAUGGCCUCGGCAGAUGGGCUGCAGUACCGAGCUCUCUAUGAAUAUAAGAAGCAUCGGGAAGAAGACCUGGCUCUCUCUCCGGGGGACUUGCUGACAGUCAACAGAGCUGGGUUUGUGUGUAUGGACUACAAAGAAGGUGAAGAGAGGAACCCCAAAGGCUGGCUGAAUGGCUUUAAUGAACGUACCAAGGAGCAAGGAGAUUUCCCAGGGACCUAUGUAGAAAACCUGGGCCCCGUGAGGAUCAUGACCCCCACCCCAAAGCCCCGGCCCCUGCCUCCAACACCUUCCAAACAACUGAGGGGGUCUCCUGGGCAGAAGGAGCUUGUUGAUCAGAUAAAUAUCCCAGAACAAGCACCACUGGUUGUAAUGAGGCUUGUGGACGCUUUAGAGAAAGAAGGCUUAGAUAGUGAAGCUCUUUACCAAGCCCCUUCAGGAUCUUUCUGGGAUCCUCAACUAAAACAGUCUCUUCUGACAGACAUGGCAUCAGUUGAAUUGGACUCAUUUGAUGGGCAGACGUUAGCUGCAAUGCUUUGGUGCUACCUGAAGGAACUCCCUUGCCCUGUGAUCCAUCCAGCAAUAUAUAGUGAAUUGCUCUUCAUAGUUCAAGAAACACAGACUCUGGAAGAGUGUGGUCAACAAGUAAAGAUGGUGCUGGAAUCUUCCUGCCUGCCUCAGUGGCACAGACUUCUUUUGCAACAUCUGACUAGGCAUUUCUGUAAAGUGUGCCAGAACAACACCAAGAAUCACCUUACACCUAGGUUACUUGGAGAAGCCUUUUGUGGAGUGCUUUUUAAACCAUCCUUAUCAAGCAUGGAGAUGAAUCUUGAGCACCAUGUGAAGAUUAUUGAAGCUCUCAUUGUAGCUGGUGGAGUGUCUGAGGCCCAGGCAGCACCAGCUCUUCCUCCAAAACCUUCCAAACCAAUAACUCCAAUAAAUACAAAUGGACUAAAAGAGAAUUGCAUCUUAUCACUGCAGGAUGCGGAAUGGUACUGGGGAGACAUCUCAAGGGAAGAAGUGAAUGACAAACUACGAGACAUGCCAGAUGGAACUUUCCUGGUUCGAGAUGCAUCAACAAAGAAACAAGGAGACUAUACGCUGACACUAAGGAAAGGUGGAAACAAUAAAUUAAUAAAAAUUUACCAUCGGGAUGGAAAAUACGGUUUUUCUGAUCCACUGACAUUUAAUUCUGUUGUGGAGCUAAUUAACCACUAUCACCAUGAGUCUCUUGCCCAAUAUAAUCCUAAACUUGAUGUGAAACUGAUGUACCCUAUAUCCAGAUACCAGCAGGAUCAGUUGGUAAAAGAAGAUAAUAUUGAUGCUGUAGGCAAAAAGCUUCAGGAAUACCACACUCAAUAUCAAGAGAAAAGCAAAGAGUAUGACAGAUUAUAUGAAGAAUACACCAGAACAUCACAGGAAAUUCAAAUGAAGAGAACAGCAAUAGAAGCGUUUAAUGAAACAAUUAAAAUAUUUGAAGAACAAUGUCACACCCAAGAGCAAUAUAGCAAGGAAUACAUUGAACGAUUCCGAAGAGAAGGGAAUGAAAAAGAAAUUGAAAGGAUUAUGAUGAAUUAUGAAAAAUUAAAAUCACGCCUGGGGGAGAUUCAUGAUAGUAAGCUACGUUUAGAACAGGAUUUGAAGAAGCAAGCCCUGGACAAUCGGGAAAUUGACAAGAAAAUGAACAGUAUCAAACCUGAUCUUAUUCAGCUGCGCAAAAUCAGAGAUCAGUACCUUGUUUGGCUCAAUCAUAAAGGAGUGAGGCAGAAACGAAUAAAUGACUGGCUGGGAAUCAAAAAUGAAAACAUUGAUGAUACAUACUUUACGAACGAAGAGGAUGAAAAUCUGCCACAUUAUGAUGAAAAGACCUGGUUUGUAGGUGAUCUCAAUCGUAUUCAAGCAGAAGAUUUGCUUUGUGGAAAACCUGAUGGGGCAUUUUUAAUUCGGGAAAGUAGCAAGAAAGGCUGUUAUGCUUGUUCUGUGGUAGCUGACGGCGAAGUUAAACACUGUGUGAUUUACAGCACUCCUAGAGGUUAUGGGUUUGCGGAGCCCUACAACCUAUAUAGCACCCUUAAAGAAUUAGUCCUCCAUUACCAGCAUACCUCCCUUGUCCAACACAACGAUUCCCUCAAUGUCCGGCUGGCGUAUCCUGUCUACGCACAGAUGUCCUCCCUCUGUAGAUAAAUUCCAGGAGGGUGAAAUAUAGGUGAAGUGUUGGUUAUCUUGGAUUUCUUUUCUACCAUUUUUACUAGAACCCAGAGGGCAUUCUUUCUCCUUAGACUGCUUGUUUUGCACAAGAAGUGAUUUGAUGAAUGUGAAUUGGAGACCUAGCAGCAACAAGAUAACAGCUUUGGGGUAGGUGCCCUGGUGCUACCUGAAGAUCGGAGGUGUUUUUAUAUAAGGAAACACUGUCUCUUGUUCUCCCUUUAAGGAACAAGGAAACUCUCAAAAUGCAUACAAAACAACUAGAAGCAAAACUGUGGAGAGAAGUAUUUUUGCCAGGUGCCAUCAGCGGAACUUCUACUUGGAUUUUGUUUUUCUGAGGUCUUGGUAAUUGUCGUUCAGUCUUAUUACGCGCCAGGAAAUGGGGAAAGUUCUGUGCAGCGGAAACCUUUCCUUGAUAAUUUUAGCAGCCUUGCUGCAAGUCAGACAAACUUUUUAAAAAAUGAGGGCUCAUCUUGAUGUAGCAUGGUAUUUGAUGAGAGGAGACCAAAGGAAUUAUGGGGAGAGUUUCAGGUUCAUAUUUAAAAGGAAUAUCCUCAAAGAAAUGUUGCUUUAUAUUUUACCAACAAUAACAGUUUGGUUUCAACAGCACUACAGGUCUUCAAAUAAGAGAAACCAAACUGAACCCACCAAAACUUCUCUCAUUGCUGGAUUGAGCACUUACCAGAAAUAAAUUGCAUUUGCAAUCGCACACUUGCCAAAACUUGAAGAUAAAAAAUGUAAAAGCUAAAACUUUCUUGUGUAGUUUUCAAAACUUUCAAACUCUGACCUGUUGUAACUGCACCACUUUCCCCAUGUUACUUUGAAACUAUGUUUUCUUUCUUCCCAGGAUUUUGUUUUUAAAAUCAUAUUAAGCUUUGGAAUGUAAACCAGAAUGAAGCUGGCUCUUGACAUGCUUAUGCUAAACAAUUAAUAUUCUGUUUGAAAACAUUUUGUUUUGUUCUUUUUUAAAAAAAAAACCUAAAAGUGCAAUGGAUUACUUCUCAGCGGCUUGCUAAACCAAAAAACAAACAAAAGCCCUACAACAGCAGAAACUAAGUGCAGUCCACUUUAUUGAAAGUGACUUCAAAACGAUACUUGUAACAUAUUUGGAUUGCAUGCUAAAUUGUUUAUUCCAUUGCACUGAUUGUCUACUUACCCUUAGAAUUCAUUGUUGGUUUACAAUGAGGCAGAAUAUUUGGGCAUUUGAGUUCUGUGAGACUAGUCGAGAUAUAAAGUGGUAGAAUUUAUCAGUACGUAAACAGCUUUGCGUGGUCUACAUUUGCCAUGUCAGAUUCAUCUGGACUAUAUGUAACACCAGUGAAAUUAUAGCAGAGUGAGAACUGGAUCAAUUAGACUGUGAGAGGUAGAGCUGGUACAAUGCUAUUUUGACUUUAUUGUCACUACCCUUGUUGAAUCUUUAUGGUCAUUAUUAAAGAUGAUAUUUGAGUUAGAACAUUUCCUUACACAAAAUGGGGGGAAAUUAAGCAAAUUUAGCAUGAAGUCUUUCCUUUUUCUUUUUUUCUGGUGUAAUAUUUGAAGUGCAUGCCAGGGAGUUGGGACAUGGAUCAUUUCUGGCUCCACCGUACCUUCAGUGCCACCUUGAACCCUGAGACUGUUAGACUAAUGUUUACACAAAGCAGAAUGCACUAUAGAGGAGCAUAGAAGUAUUAAGCAGAAUAUGGAAUUGCUGAUCAGGAAAAUGAUGAAUCUUGAGCACUAAUCAGCAGAUGGAGGGGCCAAACUAGUUUUCCGGAUAUGUCCAUAAAGCACUUCUGUUUUGCACUAAUCUACCACCACUUAAGCUGAUCAGCUUGCAGCAGCAGCAUCUUCUGAAUUGGAAUGGUGGUUAUGACAUGACCCUGAAAUCUCUUUUAGGAAAAGAUACUAAAUGAUGGCAUGUGCUGCCACUUUCUGCAGCCCCCCUCUCCCCAUACCUAGAUGCCCCACUCUCCUCCCUCCCCCCAAUCCACAAGCAAUAUAUUUGUUCUUUCAAUGUUGCUCUGGCAUUUACAGCAGGAAGACCUUCCAGAGACCGGACCAACUUGCACAUUUUAAUUUGAUAUCUGCAUAUUACCUAGUUUUUAUUUCACGCAGUUUAGCCUAAAACAUAAUGUCCUUUUCUCCAGGAACAACUUAACAUCUAGCCAAUGAAAUACUCAUUGGCAGCAUAAAGCAUCAUGACACAAUUGCCAGGGCUUUAGAUAACUUCAGUCUUUUUUGCCCAUAUAAACUCAUUGACCAGAAAUCUCUUAUGCUGGUGUAGCCAGGACAUGUGCCAAAUGAACUCUUUUUUUCUGAUGUUAUGUAAGGAUGUAUCCAGUACCUCCUCACACGACAGUUUUGUCAGACUAGGCAAUUGUUGUCAAAGAGUGCCAAGGCACAGCUUGGCCCUCCAGCUCCCUCCUGCCACCAUCAGCUGGAUUCCUUUGCCCACCUCCUCCUGCACUGGCCUCCCUUUGCCUUUGACAUCUGGGAUCAUUGGUGUAAGCACACAAUGUGAACUUUAUGCUUUGCCAGCUUCAAAUAAGAUCUUGUCCUCUCAUUUCCGUUUUUGUUUUAAAUAUUAAUACAUUCAUAAAUAAAUGCUUUCUUUAAACUUUUCAUUUACAUUUCCCAGUUAACUUUGUGUAUGCUUCCUUUCAAAAGCUUCCUUCCUGUACGUUCUUUUAAAUGAGCUUAUUCUGACAUACUUAGAUUAGGACAGCAUACAAAUUAAAUUUAUAUACAGCUUCCUUUUAGUUCGCUUCCCUUUCCACUUGGUUUAGGUAAAUAAGAAACAGCUGUUGGUGUCAUCCAUCUGGUGUUCACAUGCUUCUGCUUGCCUCUUGUGUUACACUUUUUGGACAUACUUACUAAGUGAAAAAUCAUUUUGAAGGCAAUUGAAAUACUGGCAAGUUUUUUACUACCAUUCUCGUUCAGCUUUCUUCCACUUUUCACUUUUAGCUGACCUCAAGUGACUGCAUCUUAAUCUUCAUGGUUCAAAUCACCUUUAUUAUAAUUUGUCUUGCUAGUAUCAAUAACUGUCUUUGAAGCUAAAACAAAUGCACAAGAGAAAACUGCAGAAGUUAAAUGGAUAAAUGUAGGGCUAAAGUUCAGGAAAGCUCACUAUGUUCUCAAAGCAAACUGAGUAAGCCUUACUUUGGUGGCACAUGAUUGUGUUUUAUUUUUAAUACAAGAGCUGUGGAACAUAUUUAUCUAUAUGACCCAUCUAGGUAAAUCUCCCCACCAAUGUUACUUGAUAAGGGGUUGUGUGAGGUAAAAGAGUGUCUUCUAAUAGUCUGUUUAUCUGAAAUGCAUUUUCAAGGACUGCAAAUGAUUUAGUAUUUUGCUUUCUCCAAGUGGAACACUGCUUCUCUUUUUGCAGUUGUUUUCCUUGUUGUGAUGCACAAUAGAUCCGCUAAGAAUGAAAAGUGAUUGAACUGCCAGUCCUUUUGCUGACUAGUUUCUUUGCCAGUCACACUCCAUAAGAACAAACACACACACACACACUUGAUGAAAUGUUCCUGGAAGAAUAGAUGCGGGAAGCAUACAGUAUUGUUUUCUCUAUUCCCAUUUUGCACAAAGCAGUACCUUAACCAAUUUAUUUAUUGGAAUAGGAAUAAAUCCAGCAUCCACUGGUUUCUUUCUAGCCUGCAAAUCAAAAAUUCCAUAUUAGGUAUACAUAAGUUCCUGGUUAUGUAUGUGAGACCUCAUUGCUCAACCCCCCCCCCCCCCAACACACACACACACAUACACACACACAUUAUUGGUUCCUUGCACUGCAUCAGAAACCACAUGUUAAACCCCCUGAGUCUCAGAGGUAACCUGUCAAACAGUUGGAGCUGCUACGAGCAGGAUGCGUAUGUUUUUAAAACUCUUCCACGGACAGAGCACUAGUUGUGCAAACCUUAGGGUUCUGGCUUCAAACGAAAAGUGCUCCAAAUACAUAGUUUGUUUACCCCACAGCCCACCUUCCAAAUACAUUUGCAGCCCUAUCUUUCCACAAAUUGGCAUGCACAAUCCCUCCAAACCCAGCACUUUUCACUUAAGAACUGUUGGUGUUUCAGUAAGUUUAAGAAUAAAUGAAAACCACGCCAAAUUAUUUUAUAUGUAACAGUCCAACACCAAGCUGUGGAAGCUCAGGAACUGGGAUAGGAGCAAUUUUUUGCCUGUCUCAGCACAGGCAGACAAUAGUCUGUAGAAGCAAAGGUUUAGACUUACUAAGUCUUACACAUCUUUUUCUAAAAACAAUUGAAAUGUGGUCACAUCUUGUGCUAUAUUUAAGGGCUUGGAUGGUUUGGGUCUAAUUAUGCUGUUGUUUGCUUGCUGUGGAAAGCCUUGACAACAUUUACACUGAGUUAAUGCUGUUAUGUUCACGUAGCAAUUUUCCUGUUUUAAGAUCACAUUUGCUAAUGUAGAAAAUCCUCUUUUUUGGUACUUGAACAAUAUGUGAGUGUGUGCAUGUGGGUGUAUGUGUAUGUGUGGUGGUAGCAUUUUUGAUUCAUACUAAGACAGGGAAUACAAAUCUAAAGUGGUAGUGAAUAUUCUGUGGUGCGCACAAGCAAACACAGAAAAAUGAGGUAAAAAGUGCAGAACUGGGCAAGCAUUUCAGUGUAUUCAAAGUUUUAUUUCAUGUUCUUUGUUUUUGUUUUUAUUUGUUCACAAUUUUACUUUAUUUGUUAACAUGAAUCCUUCAAGAUCUGCUUUGUGGUUUGAGAAUUUUUAAAAUAUUCCUGAAGUAAAGAUUUACUUUCAAUGUUGACUUGUCCUUUAAAAUAUUUGCAGCUGGAAGCAGUCAGACCUUUGGCUUGAGUAUCUUGAAACCUCCAUUUGCUGAUGGUGCAACAAGAUUUAACCAUAUUUUCAGAUACAGUACUGUUUCUUUUCUAAAACCCACCUCAUACCCUCCCUAUUCCAAAAAUGAACUGUUUUAAAAUAUCACCAUGUGAUAUGUUGACAGGUAAAGUUACAUUUUUAAGCGUUGUUUCUUCUUUUGUCAUUCUCACUCUCUUUACUCAUUCUCCCUGGACUCUUCUUUACUUGCCUAGGACUGUCAGGGAAUUUUCCUCACUUUCCAGCCUCAAAAGUGAGGAACCAUGGAUUCAGUUCUCUAGGCACACACCUUGUCGCUGCAUAUUAUGUAAACCCUAAAUCUCAAACAACCCCCCCUCUUUAUCACAAAACAACAUUUUGGGCCCAAAUUGUACAAGAAUGGGGAAUUCCAGUGGAGUUUUUAAAAAAGAAUAGGAAAAAUGGUUUGGGAAGUAAUUAAAAUCCAAAGGAUACAGAACUGCUGAAAGAUCAGAGUAAGUUCUUCUCUAGGUAUUGUUUUCAGUUUAAAGCAAUAAAAAGUUUUCAGUUAGAUUUAGGAAUCAGCUUUGUGGGAGGAAAUGCUAUUUUUUCCUUGCAUUAUACUCCUGACCUAAGUCAGACAUACCUCCAGCACAUGCUAUUUACCUGGUAGAGGAGAACAGGUGCACAGUUGUGUGUUGUCUCUUGCUUCCUACUGCAGUAAAGUUCAGUGGUAUGAUUAAGAAUGGGAUGUAACCUAGGGUAAAUGUUCAAGCAACUCCUCUCCAACCACCAUUUCUCUUGUGUAAAUUUAGGGACCAUGCAAAUGCGUUGAACUAAAACACUACAGGGAAGAUCUGAUCAUGCAGAAUCCAUUUUAUCUAAUUUGGUCCAGAGAGAAAAACUUUCCUUUUCAGAAUAUGUUUGGACUUGACUAUAAGAAAUAGUGAUCUGAUGUUUUGCUGGCUGAAAACUACUCCAGGGCGGGAAUUCUUGGGAAUCUCACAAAUCUAUUUUGUUCCAAAGAAUACACGAGGAUUGAAAUCAGUCUGUGACUUUUCUAGAAGAUAAAAAGUUUUAAGCACUGGCAUAUUGGGCUGGCUCUGUAGAUUUUAAUGCAGAUUUUUCCAUGAUUCACAACAUGCUUUGGUCCUUUCUCAUCCCAAAUGCAGACGUCCUAUUGACUUAGAACUUAGCUUGAAGAACUCUAUUCAGAGGCAUCUUUUGUGUUUGGUAGAACUUAGCGACUCAUAAAUACAAUAAUCAUCACAUGUAGCGAUAACACUUUUUCUUUGAAGUCCAUUCUGUUAUUUCAUACUGCUUCAUAUCUUGCCUAUAUCCAUGAGAAAAUUGCACUUUCUCCAGUCCACAUCUCGGGCCACCUUUUCUUUUCCCAGGCACAGUGCUGACAUUUGCUGCAGUUAUACACAAAUUACUUUUUCAAGAUAUUUUUCAGGAGUCAACAUGCUCCUCUCCCUCUUCGUCAUGAGUCUGUUGGUUGCACCCUUAAAGAUGCCAGCCAGCUGUUCAAGUAAAUCUUUUAAAGUGCAGAGUGUUUUGGUCUUUGAGUGACUGAUUGCAAAGACGUUUGACUCAGUCUGUUGAUAACUUUAUAAGUUUUGCCAGUUUACAGCACCAUGGGAUUGUACUGGUCUGCAACUAAUCGCUUCCCCCUGCCCCUUUUCUCGCUGUGUGUGUGUAUAUGUACUGUAUGUAUAUAGAUAUAUGGAAACUAAAUUCACAUACACAUGUCCUUAUAUGCAUUAGCCAUACGUGGCUCUAGCCCUCUGAAAGUCCCAUUUCACUAUUUGCACUUACUUUACUCACCCCAUGAUGGAAAGCUGGGAUUGUUCUUUGGUUGCCCCCCUCCCAACAUGGAGUCUAUCACUAAUAUUCUUGAUGUACUUUUUAUUUCUUUUUUUAGUGUUUUACUUAUUUGAUCCAAAUAAAACAUGAAAGUUUAUUCAAAGCAAAGUUAUUAUGUUUUAUAGAAGCUCCAUUUCUUUUGAGAUACAGUAACUGUUGCACAUUUUCAAAUUGGUGGAAGCCCUAUCUAGAAUGAAUGUGCAAAGGAGAGCCGUAGCAUUAAUCACUGUGUAAGGCGAGUAUAAUGUUUGUAUCUCUGUAAGAAUGAGUGGGUAAACGUCAUCUUGUAUUGAGACAUGCCAGGACUGUGCACUCCUUUGUACAUCCCGCACAUGAACAUUGCAUUCUUGAAAUCCAUUUUGGUUUUCCUUUUAAGGGAUGCUAUUUGUCAAAGAUUUGCUUCUCAUGAAGCAAUGGGGAUUGUUUUUGUUUUUGUUCUUUUUAAUAUGAAUUCCAGCAUGUAACUUUGGUAGUCUUGUUGGUAUGUAAAACCUGUUCUUCUGUCAUUUUAUGGUAUAGUCAACUUCAUGUAGUUUAACUUUUAAAGAGAAACUGCUUCAUGAAGAAAACAGUUGUAUGUUAGUCAUAUUGUAGUUUCUAGAUGAGUAAUGCAACAUUGUACUUGUCACCAAAUGUGCUAUGAUCUUACUGUAUGUUUCUAUUUUUUAAAUAGAUGGUUGAGCUUUGGAAUCCCAGACACUAAGCAUUCUGGCCUACUUUGCUUUAGAAUAAAAAUGCAAUAAAAGAUUGCAAUAAAGCACAUUUAAAUGUAAUGUUUUAGAAGGAUGUACUGACCGCUGUUUCUAAUAAAUUCAGAAAUACAGCCUA
This is a messenger RNA of Anolis carolinensis (green anole), 10454 nucleotides long. RefSeq names its product phosphoinositide-3-kinase regulatory subunit 3 (gene pik3r3). The transcript is spliced from 16 exons. Gene Ontology annotation, molecular function: protein binding; 1-phosphatidylinositol-3-kinase regulator activity. NCBI's taxonomy places the organism in Eukaryota, Metazoa, Chordata, Lepidosauria, Squamata, Anolidae. The record is from RefSeq and is a predicted model, not a curated record. The coding region runs from base 792 to 2969 and encodes 725 amino acids. Gene Ontology annotation, cellular component: phosphatidylinositol 3-kinase complex. Gene Ontology annotation, biological process: phosphatidylinositol phosphate biosynthetic process; insulin receptor signaling pathway.